Prunus avium (sweet cherry) is the source of this 666-nucleotide messenger RNA. The record is from RefSeq and is a predicted model, not a curated record. Lineage: Eukaryota; Viridiplantae; Streptophyta; Magnoliopsida; Rosales; Rosaceae.
AUGUCCCCGACAUAUGCUCGCAGGCGACAAGCCUUACCUCCAUUGCAGAAACUGAAUGGAAGCAACUACAAGAAAUGGAAACAGGAGAUUGACAUUCUGCUAGGACUGUUGGAAUAUGAUGUAGCUUUAAGAGAAGAAAAGCCAGCUGAUCUGACUGCAGAAAGCACUGAAGCAGAGAAAAGUUUUUUUGCCAAUUGGGAAAAGACCAACAGGUUAUCACUGCUGAUCAUUCAGAAUGCCAUGGAGGAACAUGUAAGAGGUGGAAUCAAGAAGUGUGACACUGCAAAAGAAUAUUUGGCUGCGAUAAGUGAGAAGUAUCAGAAAUCCCAAAAGGUAGAAACUGGAAAUUUUUUGUCAACAUUUACCACCAUGAAGCAUGAUGGUACUGGAAGUGUUCGUGAGCACCUUUUGAAGAUGGUUGAUGUGGCCAACAAGUUAACUACCCUGCAAAUACCUAUUAAUGAUGAGUUUAUAGUUCAUAUGGCACUCAACUCCCCGACUCCUGAGUAUGAACAAAUUAAAGUCUCCUAUCAUACUCAGAAGGACAUAUGGUCAGUCAAUGAGCUAAUCUCAAUUUUUUGUGAGCAAGAAGACAUGCUCAAAAAGGGUAAGACAGUGGUUGUUAAUUUGGUUGAUAACUACAAGAAAAAACAUCUUCAGCGAUGA